GCCAGAGUCAAGUCGUCUUCUUCUUUAAAAAAAAAUAAUAAAAACACAAAACCAGCGAAUCCCUCUAUCUCUCUUCUCUCUCUCUCUCUCUCUCUCUCUCUCUUUCUCUGCAAAAUUCAAAUAUUUCUUUUUCAUUUCUCAUACCCGUUACCCACUUAACCGGAAAACCAUGGGGAAUUCCCGUUGCAAGUGUUGCAACUUCACCGUCGGUCUAGUUAUUGCUGCUCUUUUUAUGUGGCAGAGAUUUACUACUGCAAAACCCAAAUGCUUUCUUCAAGAAAUUUACGUUCCUGCACUUAACCAAUCCUCAAAUUCACCAUCAAACACCACUCUUUUUUUCCAACUAAAGCUAGAAAAUACCAACAUAGUGAAAGGCGUUUAUUACGAUCCAGUAAAUGUAACGUUUUUCGAUAGUCCUAAUAGGACUCACUCAAUAGGCAAUUUCACAAUCCCAAAAUUCUAUCAGGGGCGUAAUAAGAAAGCCAUCAAAUCUGGUGAAAUUAAUGAUACCGGGCUUGACAUAGAAGCGGUUUUGCGGGCGGUUUCUAAUGGGUCGGUGGUUUUCCGAGUAGAUAUGGCGACUUCAGUGAGGAAUAAGUUUGUGGUAUUUAAAACUAAACGUCGUCGGAUCAAUGUUGGAGCUUAUGUGAAUGUUAGUAAUCAAGGCACUCAAGUCAAUCCUAGAAAGGGAGUAAGAUUAUCUUCUAGUGUAGGCAAGAUUGGGAGCAGUAGUUAUGAAAAAAUCGGAAUUUUAUUAAUUAAAUUUUUUAUUUUUGGUUUUUGAUAAAUUUUUGGUGAGUUUAUUGUGGAUUUUUAAAAAAAAAAAAAUUUAAUUUUUGAAGUUCUUUUUUGGGUAUUUGUAUUUUGUAGUUUUUGAGAAUAUGUUAUUCUUAGCUUUUUCAUCAUUCAUGUAUUAAAUGUAGUAAUUGCAAUGCAAUUUUUGAAUUAUGGCUA
Messenger RNA from Jatropha curcas, 954 nucleotides. Its product is annotated as protein NDR1. The record is from RefSeq and is a predicted model, not a curated record. Gene Ontology annotation, biological process: defense response to other organism. Gene Ontology annotation, cellular component: plasma membrane; plasmodesma. NCBI's taxonomy places the organism in Eukaryota, Viridiplantae, Streptophyta, Magnoliopsida, Malpighiales, Euphorbiaceae.